Molecule: messenger RNA, 954 nt
Organism: Mesocestoides corti
Lineage: Eukaryota; Metazoa; Platyhelminthes; Cestoda; Cyclophyllidea; Mesocestoididae
Source: the annotation of a GenBank genome assembly
AUGCUCCUCACAACCGUAAGUAACGUGAUGCCGCCCCACGGCGCGCCACUGUCUCUCGACCAAUGGCUGGACGCCAAGAUGGCGUCCUUCUGUCCACGCUACUCGCGCACAGCCGCCCAUACGCCCUCGUAUUACACAAAGAGGAAUAAAUCCGUUAGCCCCUCCGACAAAGUCCUUCGGCUCUGGGAGUUAGGGCAGCGAAAGUUACGCUACGGGGAGACCAUUCAAUGCUUUGUGGACGAAUUGUACGAUAUGGUCUCCAAUGUAUAUCGGGACAAGUCCGUGGAGGAGAUUAAGCAGAAAACGGUGAAAUAUGUCAUAUUGAGCCUCACGGGAGACGAGGUCCGACGUUAUGGACACCUCAUCGACCGCCCCUUGGAGGAAGUCGAGGAAAUCCUUUCUCGGGAUCCAAAUUUGACCCGCACUCCUCCGGUCGGUAGCCGCCAGCGGACAUGGCAGCCGCGAGGAGGUCACAGAUCCCAGGUUACGAGAGGCCCAACUGGACACAGACCCCAUCAACCGUCAUCAAAACAAUGGAGCAAUUCAGUACAUUUUAACAAACUGAAGCCGUAUCGACCAGAGGAGGAAGAUGAGGACGAGCCCCUUGUGUACUGCGAGCCACUCCCAAUUGACAACACCGUUGAAAUCGCUGCGGUGGAGGGUGACGACAAGCUGGGGACAGCUUCACUCUUGAGGGGGGGGCAGAGUAGUGUGGGGGCAGGGGGACGCCAUCUUGGCAUCCAGCCAUUGGUUGAGGGCCAGUGGCGCGCCGUGGGGGCGGCAUCACGUGAUUUCCGGUUGCCAGGAGUAUUUAAGUUUCAAAUGGGGCGCCAAAGCCCAGAUAGCCAAUCACCUCACGAGGUUGUCUUUCUAUUUCUAGAAGCCAAGCAGGAGCCAAUGAGCGGACAGGAGCAGCCUGAACCCAGUAUAUUAGAAACCCCUUGUGAACACUAG